Molecule: messenger RNA, 915 nt
Organism: Selaginella moellendorffii
Lineage: Eukaryota; Viridiplantae; Streptophyta; Lycopodiopsida; Selaginellales; Selaginellaceae
Product: putative ubiquitin carboxyl-terminal hydrolase 11
Exons: 1
Coding region: 1-915 (304 amino acids)
Biological process (GO): protein deubiquitination
Molecular function (GO): cysteine-type deubiquitinase activity
Source: RefSeq, a predicted model, not a curated record
AUGGCGAUUGGUCUUCAGAAUCAGGGAAGUACGUGCUCGAUGAACAGCAGCCUCCAGUGCCUGCUACAUACGCCACGGCUAUCAGAUUUCUUUGCAAAGUCGGACAAGAUCAGGGGUGAAGUGGCGAAUGAUUUCAGGAAGCUGAUCAUUGAGAGCAUGCGUAGCAACGCGAGCGUGUCCAUCAAGCCAGGACCCAAGCUCCAAUCUAGCCCAGGCUCGCAACAGGAUGCACAGGAGUAUCUCAUGUUCCUCUUGAAUGCUUUGGAUCAAGAGCUGAAGCACGGUCAUGAUAUGAGGGCUGCCACGAAAAUGAAGCCUGUGAAAUCAGGGAGAAAGGAUCGUAAAGGUGGUGGUCAAGUGCAAAGCUCGCUAGUUGCAGAAAUUUUUGAGGGCCAGACUAGAACAAAGCUACAGUGCCCAAAGUGCUCCAACGAGGCCUCGGUGACACUUGAGACUUUCAUGUCUCUCUCGCUGCCAGUACCAUCAUCGACUGUGGGCAACACCAUUACGCUAGAAUCGUGCAUUCAAGAGUACACAAAAGAUGAUAUGUUGGAUGCAUGGUGCUGCUCAAAGUGCAAGAGUAAGCAGCACAACAUUUGCAAGAAGAUGGAGUUUGUGAAACUUCCAGCCUGCUUGAUUAUCCAUCUCGCAAGGUUCAAGUGUGAUUCGUCUGGGAAUGUCGAAAAGAUUGAUACUGCCAUAGAUAUUCCAGAAAGUGUGGAGAUCUCGGGGCAGCACUACUCACUAUAUGGGUUGAUAAACCACACGGGUGACGCUGAUUACGGGCACUAUACAGCGAGUAUAAAACUUGGAAACAGUGAGUGGUAUGCAUGUGAUGACGAAUCGGUGGAACAUGUUUCAGAACACAGUAGCUCCACAGAUGCAUACAUUCUGUUUUACCAGAAAACUUCCUAG